Hibiscus syriacus is the source of this 1394-nucleotide messenger RNA. RefSeq lists its product as uncharacterized. The coding region runs from base 327 to 1367 and encodes 346 amino acids. The record is from RefSeq and is a predicted model, not a curated record. The transcript is spliced from 6 exons. Lineage: Eukaryota; Viridiplantae; Streptophyta; Magnoliopsida; Malvales; Malvaceae.
UUUGAAUAAAAGAAAAGAAUAAGGCAGGAUCUCCAACCGGAGAUAUUCCCGUUUCUUCUCCGCGAGAACGCUGUCUGGCGCGUUCUAUCCACGCUCUUCAACGGUCCUCCUUCACAUUCACUCUUCUCCGCACGCUUUCCUUCCUCCUUCUUGUCCCUUUCUCGCCAUUGGAAGGGUUUCAUCUCAUCUUAAACCCCAACUAGGGUUUGACUGGUCCCAAAGCUCCUUUCCCACUGAUUCCAUCAUUCAUGACAUGCGAUUUCUCAGCUGCCAACGAAUAUGACUGAAAACAAAGAAACAGAAAAAGGGUUCAAUCAGCGAGGAAGAUGUCUCAACCUCCUGCAAAGGUAUUCUGCAACUACUAUUUGGCACUGUUGCAAGAAGUGGCACAGCAACCAGGUGUAAAGCUGAAUUGGAAUGCUUUAGUCAAGAAGACUUCUACUGGGAUUUCUAAUGCUAGGGAAUACCAGAUGUUAUGGCGCCAUUUGGCCUACCACCACUCAUCGCUUGAAAAAUUCGAUGAUGGAGCUCAACCCUUGGAUGAUGACAGUGACUUAGAAUAUGAAUUGGAACCUUGCCCUUCUAUUGGUGGUGAAACUUCAGCAGAGGCUGCAGCAUGUGUGAAGGUUUUGAUUGCUUCUGGUUUACCAAGUGACUCAAGUCUCACAAACAAUUCAAUGGUAGAGGCCCCAUUAACAAUAAAUAUACCUAAUUUGCAGUCGUCUAGAAUACCUUCAGAAAAUUCGCAGCCCACAUGCUCAAUGCGAGGGAUGACUAUCACGGUUCCAGUUUCUGUUCAGAAACAGAUUCUUCCUGCAGUGACAUCGGCUGAAACAUUGGAAGGAAACGGAUCGGCUGGUGCAAACCUACCUGCUCGAAGGAAAAGAAAACCUUGGUCGGAAGCAGAAGAUAUGGAACUUAUUUCUGCUGUGCAGAAAUGUGGUGUUGGAAAUUGGGCAAACAUCUUGCGAGGAGACUUCAAAGGAGAUAGGACUGCUUCACAGUUGGCUCAGAGAUGGACUAUUAUUAAGAAGCGAGCUGGUAACUUAAAUGUGGAAGGAAACUCCACUGUUCCCCAACUUUCCGAGGCACAGUUGGCAACGCGAAGUGCUUUGUCCUUGGCCCUUGAUAUGCCUGAUAAAAACUUAACAGCAGCUUGUACAAAUAACCCUGGUUUGAAGAUCACAUCCAGUACCUCUGCACUUCCAACUACUGGUGUUGAAGCUUCGGUUCAACUGCAAAGCCAGCUCCAACAAGGUCCCAUUGCUUCUGCCCAAUCUCAAAUCAUUCCCAACAAGGUUCAAUCACUUCUGUCUUGUCCCAUAAUCAACCUCAAAAAGCUCCGGUUAUUCCAUCCCGUCCCAUAAUGAGCCUCAAAAAGUUCCAGUUGCAUC